Messenger RNA from Microthlaspi erraticum, 1041 nucleotides. Lineage: Eukaryota; Viridiplantae; Streptophyta; Magnoliopsida; Brassicales; Brassicaceae. The record is from the annotation of a GenBank genome assembly.
AUGUUAGACCAAAGCGUUUCCGUCGUUGUCAAAGAAUCUGAGAUGGCUAGAGACUUCAAAUCGCUAUUACCAGUUAUCGACAUCAGUCCUUUACUCCUCAAAUGUGAUGAUUCCGACAUGGCGGAGGAUGCCGACGUGGUGGAGGUCGUGGGAAAACUUGACAGGGCUUGUCGAGACGUCGGAUUCUUCUACGUGAUUGGCCAUGGAAUAUCGGAAGGUCUUAUGAAGAAGGUGAAAGAGAUGACACAUCAAUUCUUCGAGCUUCCUUACGAGGAGAAACUUAAGAUCAAGAUUACUCCAGCUGCUGGAUACAGGGGAUAUCAGAGAAUUGGAGUAAAUUUUACGAGUGGAAAACAAGACAUGCAUGAAGCCAUUGACUGUUACAGAGAGUUCGAGCAUGAAAAGUAUGGAGACACUGGAAAGAUCCUGAAAGGGCCAAACCAGUGGCCAGAGAAUCCGAAAGAGUACAAAGAAUCGAUGGAGGAGUAUAUUAAGCUCUGCACAGAUCUUUCUAGAAACAUCUUGAGGGGAAUCUCCUUAGCUCUUGGUGGAUUACCUUAUGAGUUUGAAGGAAAAAUGGUUGGAGACCCUUUUUGGGUAAUGCGUAUUAUUGGUUAUCCAGCUGUAAACCAAGAAAAUGUUAUCGGAUGUGGAGCUCACACUGACUACGGAUUGUUGACGCUUCUAAAUCAAGAUGAUGAUAAAACUGCUCUUCAGGUGAGAAACUUGGGUGGAGAAUGGAUAUCAGCAAUUCCGAUCCCUGGAUCAUUUAUCUGCAACAUCGGUGACAUGUUACAGAUACUUUCAAACGGAGUAUACAAAUCGACGCUUCAUAGAGUGAUCAACAACUCUCCUCGGUACCGUGUAUGUGUCGCAUUCUUCUACGAGACUAACUUUGACGCGAUGGUUGAGCCGUUGGAUAUCUUCAAAGAGAAGUACCCAGGAAAUAAAACAUGUCAAGAAACCAAAAAAGUUGUCUACGGAGAGCAUCUGGUUAACAAAGUCACGACCACCUUUGCAAAUUUAGUGGAACACAGUUAA